AUGGAAAUUUCGGAAAAGGUGAAGAAAUUGAUCGAUGACGAAUUGAAGGAUCUCGAUGACUCGUCGGAAAAAAUUUCCGAAGCUUUCACCUGCUGCGUUUGCCUGGAUCUUCUUUACAAGCCUAUAGUGCUGGCUUGCGGUCAUGUUUCCUGUUUUUGGUGCGUGCACAAAUCCAUGAGUGGUUUGCGCGAGUCUCAUUGUCCUAUCUGUAGGAAUCCCUACCAUCACUUUCCGACUAUUUGUCAGAUGCUUCACUUCAUUCUCCUCAAGAUGUAUCCUAUUUCGUAUAAGAGAAGAGAAAUCCAAAUCUCAGAAUUUGAAAGAGAAGCCGACUGCUUCUCUCCACAAUUGGAGGAUCGUGUAUGCAAAGGACAAACUGAGCAAGAAGCAUGUCAUGCCAAUAAUUCUCAAAUGCGAGUGGAUGAUACUGAAGCAAGCAGUUUUGUUGUUGAUCAUGGUGAUUUCCACCCGACAGUUGCUAAUGGAACCUGCCAAACAAUUACAGUUGAUGAUGCAUUAUGCACGUUUUGUAACCAACUCGUCUACCAUCCAGUUGUACUCAAUUGCGGACAUGUUUUCUGUGAAAGCUGCACUCUAGUCCAGAAAAAUGAGAUGAUCAAAUGUGCGAAGUGUGAAAUCGCACACCCUGGACGAAUCCCAAAAGUCUGUUUGGAACUCGAUAAUUUUCUGGAGGAGCAAUUUCCAACCGAGUAUGCUCUAAGAAAAAGCUCUGUUCAGCUCAAACAGUCAUGCGGCCAGCAAGAAAGUCCUAGCACAUGUUCAGCAGGCGAUGCCAAAGAAAGUUCUCCUGUGUUGACUUCAUCUGGAGGGCAUCCUCUGUCAUGGUGGGGUGAUCACAAAGUCCACAUCGCAGCAGGUUGUGAUUCUUGUGGGAUGUUCCCAAUUAUUGGGGAUAGAUACAAAUGCAAGGACUGUGUAGAGGCUAUUGGCUUUGACCUGUGCGGAGAUUGUUAUAACACUCGCUCAAAGCUCCCUGGUCGCUUCAAUCAGCAGCACACCCCAGAGCACCAAUUCGAGUUAAUGAGACCGAAUUCUAUACGCAACAUAAUGUGGAGGUUGCUAAGAGAUGUUUCUUCAGCUCCUAGUUCAACUCCUGACACUCCAGAAAGUGGAGUAACUGUAGUUCCAUCUUUGUCUGAUGAUGCACGGGAAUCUGCAGAAAGUGGUUUUGUUACCCCCAGUGAGACUGGUGACACAGAGGAGGACCAGAGUAACGACCAUGAGGAAGAUUCCAUGUGA
This is a messenger RNA of Oldenlandia corymbosa var. corymbosa, 1260 nucleotides long. The record is from the annotation of a GenBank genome assembly. Lineage: Eukaryota; Viridiplantae; Streptophyta; Magnoliopsida; Gentianales; Rubiaceae.